This is a messenger RNA of Aspergillus nidulans FGSC A4, 807 nucleotides long. Its product is annotated as putative short chain dehydrogenase. The transcript has 2 exons. Gene Ontology annotation, molecular function: oxidoreductase activity, acting on the CH-OH group of donors, NAD or NADP as acceptor. The record is from RefSeq and is a predicted model, not a curated record. Bases 1 to 807 code for a protein of 268 amino acids. NCBI's taxonomy places the organism in Eukaryota, Fungi, Ascomycota, Eurotiomycetes, Eurotiales, Aspergillaceae.
AUGGAUAACGCAAAGAUCGUGCUCAUCACAGGCGCCAACACCGGCAUUGGCUACCAGGUCGUGCGAGCCCUCUACAGCGCCGACAAGCCCUACAGCGUCAUCGUCGCUGCGCGAUCGCUCUCCAAGGCGCAGGAUGCCAUCCGUGCCAUCCAGGCCGAGUUUCCUGCCUCGUCCAAUAAGCUCACGCCGCUAGUUAUCGAUGUCGAGUCGGACGAGUCAAUUGAGAAGGCGUACGAGGAGGUGCAGGCUGCAUUCGAGAAACUGGAUGCGCUUGUUAACAAUGCAGGCGCUCAGUUUGAUCCCCUCAUCGCCAGCAAGAAACUCACCCCCCGUGAAGCCUGGAACAAGUCAUGGGACGUCAACGUCACCGGCGCCCAGGUCCUGACGCUAACAUUCGUCCCGCUCUUGCUUAAGAGCGCCGAUCCGCGCCUCCUCUUUGUCACAUCCGGCACCUCCAUACUCAGCCGCAACGAGGGCAUCGCUCUCCCCGUCGACCGCUCCCCCGAGGCCGGGUGGCCCAAGAGCAAGACGGCGAUCGACGUGGCCUCCUACCGCAGCGCGAAGACAGGUCUGAACAUGAUGAUGCGCGAGUGGGAGCGGACGCUGAAGAAUGACGGGGUGAAGGUAUUUGCGAUUAGUCCCGGGUUUUUGGCGACUGGGUUGGGCGGGCUCGGCGCUGAAGCGCUGAGGAAGUUUGGGGCGGGCGAGCCCGAUGCUGCGGGACCGUUGUUUCGCGACGUGAUUGAGGGGAGGAGGGAUGCAGAUGCCGGCAGGAUUGUCAAGAAGGAUGGGGUGCAGGAGUGGUGA